AUGGACAUCGAGUUGAAGGCAGGAUGCGAGCUAAGAAUAGAAAUACCACCGAAUACAAAGGCAAAGUUUGUCCUAGCUGAAAAUACAGCCGAGAUAUCUGGGCAGGAGCUGCUGCUCGGCAAGUGGUAUACGGUGAAAGAAGAACAGUUCUUUAUUUUCACAUACACGGGGUGCAAAAUAAAACUAGCAGCUAGCAACGCAUUUUACUACAUUUCUGAGGAGACAAACAUUCCGUACAUCUUUAACGUCUUUCACUAUUUACACAAAAAUAACAGAAAGAAGCUGCUGAUUGUGGGCAGUGGCAGAUCAACCUGUGCAAAUAUUUUAACAAACUAUUUUAUCAGAAAGGGAAAAAAAGUGAUGUAUACGGACCUAGAUAUAUACAGCGGCACACUGCUCUUCCCUGGGAACAUUACAAAUGCAAUAAUUCAAGAGCCUUUCAGCCCCAUUGAGCUAGCUACUGUAAAUGAUAAACUGGCGUACUUUUGCGGAUCUCUUAGCGCGAGCGAUAACACAGAUUUGUACAAUCUGCUUCUACACGAGGUCUUGGCCACCGGAAAACAGAAGAGCUACCAGGGCGUGUCUAUAAUCAUCGGGCACAAAGAAAUCACAAAAAAAGAGGUCACUGAUCUGCUGGCCAUGUGCGACUCUGAAUAUUUUGUGCUCGUGGUGGGAGAUGAAAAGUUUUUCAACCAAAUUUCUACUGAGAACAAGAUAUACAUUCCACGGUUCCCAGGGCUAGUAGAGAGAAACACAGAGCAAAGAAGAAAGCAGAUAUCCAGCAGAAUAAAAACCUAUUUCUACGGAGAACAGGAGGAGUACAGCCCCUGCACAAUAUCCAUCAGACUGACAGAGAAAGAUACAGUGCAGAAAAACGAGUACAAAAUAGUUCAGGUAGGAGACGAGUACAUGGCUCCGAUGUCAGCACUUCCGCUGGGCUCGGCAAAAAGGAAGGUGUCCACAGCGGUUCUCCAUUGCUCGCCAGUGGAAGGAUCUGUGCUGGCUGUUUCAUCAGCAGAAAAAAUAGAAGACGUUCCAACAUCUCCUGUGAUAGGGUAUCUCAUUGUGCUGGAAGUGAUAUCUGAAUCAGAGAUAAAGGUAAUCUGUCCGCAGCCAAAGUCGCCGAAUAAGCCGUUCUUAAUCCAGGGAAAGAUAAGAAUGAUGAACUAG
Molecule: messenger RNA, 1170 nt
Organism: Nematocida minor
Lineage: Eukaryota; Fungi; Microsporidia
Product: polyribonucleotide 5'-hydroxyl-kinase
Exons: 1
Coding region: 1-1170 (389 amino acids)
Biological process (GO): tRNA splicing, via endonucleolytic cleavage and ligation
Cellular component (GO): nucleus
Molecular function (GO): polynucleotide 5'-hydroxyl-kinase activity
Source: RefSeq, a predicted model, not a curated record